CUGAAUUCCGCCCUCGCCUGGUGCCGGCGAUUUGACUUGACGUGCGUGGUGUGAGAACGUACAGGCACGGACGACGGGGCUGGAAGCGGGCGCUCGCUAGCCUGCCGUUGGCCCAGGAUGUCCCCCCCGUGAGCUAUUCGGUGACCUCGGUUUUCUGUUGCAGGCAGUGGAUGACUUGUUGCGGUGUGGGAUAUGCUUUGAUUACUUCAGCAUCGCGAUGAUGAUUCCCCAGUGCUCGCAUAACUAUUGUUCCCUUUGUAUACGCAAGUUUUUGUCCUACAAAACUCAGUGUCCAACAUGCUGUGUGGCAGUCUCGGAAUCUGACCUGAAAAAUAACCGGACAUUAGAUGAACUAGUAAAGAGCUUUAAUUCUGCAAGAAAACAGCUGUUCCAGUUGGUCUUGGAUACUCCACUGAUUUCAUCUCCAUUGGCCUGUAGCAGGCGUUCAGCUGGCAAAAGCCACGUUAGGAGUCCUGUUUCUUGGCCAGUUGUAAAAGAAGAGGUGCCAGUGAUCGACAAUUUCUUGAGAAAGGAAGAAGAUUGCACCUCGACAAGGGCAGAUGGCUUGGCAGGAACAGAUCAGAAGAUUUUCAAAACUGAGGAACACCAUAACCUUUACAGCAGUUCUGCAGAGGUUGAUGGUAAAGACAAUGAAGUGGGAUCACAAGAGAGUCCUGAGUGCACCAAAAGUCAUGAAAAGCCUUCUACAUCUGUGGUAAAAGUAGUCAAGAAAGUGGAUUGUCCUGUUUGUCAGGUUGCUAUUCCAGAGCAAUAUAUAAACAAACAUCUGGAUAGCUGCUUGACAAGAGAAGAGAAGAAGGACUGCCUCAGAAGUUCUGCUCACAAAAGGAAGCCUAUGUCUAAAGUUGUUUACAACUUGCUCUCUGAUCGUGAUUUGAAGAAGAAACUAAAGGAACAUGGUCUGUCUACCCAUGGGACCCGACAACAGCUUAUUAAAAGACACCAAGAAUUUGUGCACAUGUAUAAUGCUCAAUGUGAUUCUCUAAAUCCCAAAUCAGUUGCAGAGGUUGUUAAAGAGCUGGAAAAGAAUGAGAAGAUUCGGAUUCAGCUUGAAUUUAAUAAAACCAGUGAAAAUAGCUUGACCUUCACAAAGGACCAAACAGAGGAAGAAAUAGAUGAGAUCCACACUGAUUAUCGAAACAAACACAGAAGUGAAUUUCAGGUUUUGGUGGAUCAAGUAAAUAACCGGUGGAAGAAAAGUGGUAAGAGGAAAACAGGAAGUGCUCAAAACAAAGAAGUUGUCACUGUCAAAGAAUUGCCAGAGGCCACAGAACGUAAGGAAGAGCAUCAGAUGGCUGUCGUCCUUGGAAAAGCCCAGAUACUCAAAACAGAAACUCCUGAUGGCAAAAGUGAAUCUCCUUCCUUGGAGGAAGGCCAGAGAUCAGUCUCUCCUGCAUUCUCACUGUCAUCUGAAUCAACAAGCAGCUCCAGUUCAGACAUUUUGAGAGAUCUGCAAGGGCCUGAGACAUGUUCAGAAUCCUCUGACAAAAGCAGUUUUCUGGGUCCGAGAGCUAACAAAAGAAAGUCAUCUCGGCCCCGAAUGCCAGAAAGCAAUCAACUGCUUCCCAAGAGAAAGCGGAAGAAGAGCUAGCGCUACAGUGAUGUGAAGCUUAAAACCAUGCAGAAGGCUUAACGCUAAGAAAUGCUUCUUAGUUUUUUCCAGUUUUCAGUGUAUCUGGGUACUUACUAAAAUGCUGAACUUUCACAUAACUGUCAUUCAAACUGCCUUAGAAUAACCAGAUUGGUGUGCUGAUGCUUUUUGUUAACAGCACUGUGGGCCAUCUAACUCUGAGAUGGGGUAUAAAGUGCUGGAGUCCUGCCAUUGCCUCAAGCUGACUCAUGCCACACAGCAGCCUCACCGAUGAUGGACGUGGGUCUGCGUGUUGCCGCAGUUCCUGCUUGCACCUCACAGAAGCUUGUUCUGCCCUCUUGGAAGCAAUCGUGGGGCAGCAUUUUGCUUGGGGUCGGGCAGAUGCUGAUGCUCCGGUUACCUGGCUCAGCUGG
Molecule: messenger RNA, 2025 nt
Organism: Haliaeetus leucocephalus (bald eagle)
Lineage: Eukaryota; Metazoa; Chordata; Aves; Accipitriformes; Accipitridae
Gene: RAD18
Product: RAD18 E3 ubiquitin protein ligase
Exons: 12
Coding region: 218-1612 (464 amino acids)
Biological process (GO): protein monoubiquitination; DNA damage tolerance
Cellular component (GO): nucleus; Rad6-Rad18 complex
Molecular function (GO): single-stranded DNA binding; ubiquitin protein ligase activity
Source: RefSeq, a predicted model, not a curated record